UUAGCGCACGCGGCUCGGGAUAAUUACUGGCAAGAGAGCAGCUGACGUGUUCCUUCCCGGGGAUAAAUCGCUAGCGGAUCGCCAUGGCAUUGCUCGAUUCCGCCUUUUCUUCCUCCCAAAGGAACCCUCGACCCGGGAGCGGCCGCUCGCGUGGCCCCGGGGCGCCGUGAGGCUGUAGGAUGACAGACUCCAUCCCACGGGUGUGAAACGCGAGGGGGGGGAAACCGCGAGGUUUGGCGUCUUGUCUCGGAGCCGCUCGCUCGCCGCCCCGCGGGAUGGAGGCGGUGCGCCGGGCCGGGCGCGGGUGGCUCGGGCCCCUGCUGGCUGCCUGGCUGUCCGCCCUGCCCGGGGCCGCCGCCUGCCCCCGGCCCUGCGCCUGCUACGGCCCCACCGAGCUGCACUGCACCUUCCGCUCCCUCACAGCCGUCCCACCGAGCGUCCCGGACAACGUGGAGCGCAUCAACCUGGGGUACAACAACUUGCUUAAAUUGAUGGAAACAGAUUUUUCUGGCCUGAAGAAACUGGAGAUACUGAUGCUGCACAGCAAUGAGAUAAAUACAAUCCCCAAUAAGGUGUUCAGUGAUUUAUAUUCAUUACAGGUCUUAAAAAUGAGUUAUAACAAGAUCAGAGUACUUCAGCAGGACGUUUUUUAUGGUCUGAAGAGCUUGGUACGGUUGGAUAUGGACCACAAUAAAAUUGAGUUUGUAAAUCCCAACGUUUUCUAUGGACUCACAUCACUGAGGCUGGUCCACUUGGAAGGAAAUGUGCUGAAGCAGCUUCAUCCAGAUACUUUCGUCACCUUGCGCUACAGCCAAAUAUUUAAAAUAUCCUUCAUGAAGCACAUAUAUUUGUCUGACAAUGUGUUGACUUCGCUACCACAAGAUAUGUUUUCCUACAUUUCUGAGCUAGAGAGCAUUUAUCUUCAUGGAAACCCAUGGUCCUGUGACUGCAGUCUACAGUGGUUUGCAGAAUGGGCAAAACAGAGGCCAGAUGUCGUAAAGUGCAAAAAUGACAGAGGUUCUGGUGCUCAGCAAUGCCCAGUUUGUGCUAGUCCCAAAAAUCACAAAGGGAAAAGCUUAGUGGAUAUUCCUUCUGCAUCAUUAACCUGCACUAAGCCAGCCAUACACGACUCCCUGAAGUUUAAAAACCUCACAGUGCCAGACGAUGGGGAUUUUGGGUCCAUAUCUCCCAAGGACUUCAUAGCUCCUAUAGGAUCCAUGGUUUUGAACAUGACUGACCAAGCAGGAAAUCAAGGUAACUUGGUUUGCAACAUCCAAACACCUAAAGGAAUGUCUCCCAUCUCAUUGGACAAAGACGGCAACAAUACAGUACUCAAAACAUCAGUCUCAGCGUUUCUGGUCUGUGGCAUUGAUUUUGAACAUAUUCAGCAGCUGUGGAGCAUAUUGGCACUGUACAGUAAUUCUCCCUUAAGACUGGAAAGGAAUGUCCUAGUAACUAACGUGCCUUCUAUUACGUACAAAUAUAAACAAAUCCACUCUGAAAAAGAGGAACUUUUUACCAAUAUAGAGACUGAACUGAGAGCUGAACCAUCUUGGUUCAUGCAAAGCCAAGUGGCAUUACAGCUAGACAGGACAACAACCACACUAAACACGUUGCACAUCCAGUACUUCACAGAUGCUCAGAUUGUUUUGCCCAGUGCUGACACAAAGCAGGCAAGAAGUGACUGGACCAUCAUCCCCAGGGAUAACUCAACACAAACAAAGCGCACUGUUUUGGUCGGGGGAACCAUAGAACUGGAAUGCCAAGCAAUUGGAGAACCAGCUCCUACAAUAGAGUGGAUAUUGGCUGAUGGAAGCAAGGUGAGAGCUCCAUAUAUCAGUGAGGAUGGAAGAAUUCUAGUAGUUCAAACUGGAACGCUCACAUUACGGACAGCCGAUGCUUUUGACACUGGGCUUUAUCACUGCAUAGGCACAAAUCACAACGAUGCAGAUACUGUCACAUUCAGAAUUACUGUGGUGGAACCUCACGUGGAAGACGAUAGUGUAAACGGAGCUCACCUUUCUACAGUUGUUGGCAGCACACUCUACCUUCCCUGUACAUCCACCGCUUCUCCAGAUGCUGCCAUUAGCUGGGUCCUACCUGAGGGUGUGAUUCUUCAUCAUUCUGUAAGGAACAAACAGAUUUUCGACAACGGUACCUUGAGAAUAAAGGGGGUGACAGAGCGAGACAAUGGCUACUUUAGAUGUGUUGCAGCCAACCAGUAUGGUGUUGAUCUUCUGGUUUUCCAAGUAACAGUUAGAAAGGACGAAACUGCUCUAAAGGAAAAGCAGGUAGCUGUGGGAGAAUGGGAAGAGGGUCAUGGCUCUGGCGACGCAAUGCUGGCCUCUGCUGCAGCACAGAAGCAUCCUUUAGCUACUCCAGCUGCCUUGACAGUUAAUCAGGAACCUGCUGCCUCAGCAUCCAGAAACUGGGCAUAUAAAAGGAACAACUUCGGGAAGAUGACUUACAGGCGUUACAGGGACAAAACGAGCAGGCGGUUUAGAGGACACAGAAGACAGUUUGUUUCGUCAGCCAGGAGGGUCGAUCCGCAGCGCUGGGCGGCCUUUUUGGAAAAAACAAAGAGGAACUCAACAUUGAUAGGAAAACAAGGAGAUGUUGCAACACCACCACCCACUCAAGUCCCUCAGUUCUCAGCAGUACCUGGGGGUGAGGAGGAAACAUCUGGGGAUCUCAUGUCUCCAGAGGAAGAAUUCAUGAUGCCAGUAACGAAGACAGCCACUGUAUUUACUCUGGGGAGCGUGAUAACCACAGGGGCUGAGAGGACUGCCAGUAACGCUCUUGCGAGGGAAGCCUCUCUCCUGGUUGUAGAGGCAGUCACUCCCCUGCCCUCUCCUUUUUCACAGUCUGUGUCAUCUGACAGUAGGCGGCCACAUACAUAUGUAAACCCUACAAUUACAAACACUUGGGAGGUAUCUGAUUUAAGUCAAAUAUCAGCAGAGGGUAUAAAAAACUCAACUCUGUCAAAUGGAGCAAGUAGAACAUCUAGAGUGCUCCCUGCUGGGCAAAGCUUGGUAUAUUCUGAAGAAAGUAAUAACCAGCAUUUAAAAUCUCUAUCUACGAUACCCGUGACAGAUGUUACAGACACCAGCAAGUCUGUAACUUCCCAAAACACAGCAGGCAAGCCACGUGCUUUUACUGAGUCUGUUAAUGAGAUUUCCACCAAAGCAGAUGAUCAGGUAUCUGUAGUGACAGUCAGUGACCCAAGUCCUGAAUUUGGUCACAUUUAUUUUCAUAGUAGUCAGAAACAAGUAACUCCUAAGGCACCAUUAGCCUCACCUAUCAUAACACAUCAGCAAAUGCAGAUUAUUCAGGACGUUACACCCCAUACACCCCAGACCCAGCAGCAAUAUGGAAGACGAAGGAAGGUUUCUGGUAGGAGACGAAUUGUUACACCAGGACGUAUUCCAAAUAUUAAAGAGCACAGAUAUAAUUUUGGGAGGCCAGGAUCUGUCAGAGGAAGUACAGAUGUGGCUGCAGGUGUUCAACUGAAUAUGAAAUCUCUAUCAAAUUUACCGUCUUUAAAUCAUAUAAGCAGCUCCCUCAACCCAUUUAGCCCAGAAGCACCUCUGGCCUCCCCCUCUACCAUUGAUAUGCCAUUGGAGCACCCAGAGGGUACUCAUCAAAACACAGCGUUCCUCGGGGAAGAGAAGAACAAAGCCAGUGCAAGGCAAAAAGCUGCCACAACACUCAUGCCUUUAAUUACAAAAGGCACCCAAGAUACUCCUCAGUGGAAACCAGAGAUCAGUGCUCCAUUUCAGAUUACAAAUUCUGAUCGAGUUCAACUGUUUGGUAUGGGAAAACCAACAAGGGCACUCCACACAGCUGAUGUUAUGACAAAAAUUACACAUCCUAUAAGCACUAAGAUAUCUCCUACCCUUGAAUCAGUCUCAGCCAGCAUUAAGCCUAGAACCUCAGCAAAAAAAUCACAAAGAGGAAACACUACUAGGGAACAAAUCUUUGGAAAUAGUGCACAAAAAGAGGUCCUUCUUCAGAAGCAACCAAAACAACAGACGGAUAUCUUUCUAUCAUCAGAAGUGCCAACCAUGCUUCCUAAAACUACGGCAGCAUUACCAAUGUCCAAAACGCCUCCUUUGCACUUUACGCCUAAUACAGGUGGGACUCACAGCAGUGAUUUUUGGUCUUUAAACAAGCCCAUUCGUUAUGGCAGUGGGAAACCAGAAGAACAUCUUACUGCAAACCCACGUUCGUACUCCAAUCUUGUAACUGGUGUGACCAAAGCAAUGGAUGUAACAAGUGUGAAGCCAAUGCUUACACCUAUUAUUACUCCUCCAUCUGACACCAAAAUCACCAAAAGUAAAAUAUCCAGAGUGGGAAGAAGGAAAGGUCAGAGAAGGAGGAGGCCCCCUAAAACAUCUGGUUCACAAAGUGUGACUGCAAGCCACAGCACUGCAGCGAUUCUGUCGCAGAAUACAGCCAUGCCUGUCGUGACAACACUUAAAUCAUUAACCAUGCCUGUAAACCCUCUCUCUGAGAGUGCAAGCACAGGCUCAGUGACAAAAAUACCAGUGCUGUGGACCCUUCACACACCAGAGGCACCUCAGCAGAUGCUGACAGCAGCCACACCAACAUUCAUGGCUCCCAUCACACAGAGGAACAGCCAGCCAGCCACGUUGCCACCUGACAGUCCUAUUGCUUCCAGCCCCACCACACCCAUCCAAACCACACCACUGCUUUCAGUGCCUUCCAGCGCCACAAGCACACAAUUUGCCAUAGUCGGUGCGACAUCUGGGUCAGAAUCUGCUCAGCAAAUCAAAGCCACUGCAAUAGCAGGUGAAAAACCACAGCUGAAAAUGGAAGAGAGAGUUACCCAAGAAAACCACCUUGCACAGCCCCCAUUCCCAGCAAGAACUGAGUCAAGUACCAGAGCUCCUGCAGCACCCACAGACACCUCUCCCCGCAGCACUCAGCAUCCCACCCCACUGCCAGCCCCAACAGGAGCUCUGCCACCUUCACAUACUGUGAGAAUCACGUCACCUCCAGGGUGGGAAAUCACAUUCCACCAGAAGCCCUCUGCUAAAGCCAUGGAGAGAGGCAACACGUUAACUGUCAACACACUGACCAUAGUGAAGUCAUCACCAAUCACAACUCCGCACGCUCCUCUGUGGGGAAGGGACAAGGACAUUUCUGCCAAAGGCUGGUCUGAAAACAGACAAGAUCAAGGAACUACCAGCAACAAUCCUACAGCCCUGGACUCUUUAAGUAGAAAUCACUUUGCGAAGCCCAGAAUAAUUGGAGGAAAAUUAGCUGCUUUUACUGUGCUGGCUAAUUCAGAUGCUUUUAUUCCUUGUGAAGCUACUGGUAACCCUCGUCCAACAAUACAGUGGACCAAAAUAUCAUCAGGGACCGGUGGUGUGGAAAGCCGAGGUGACAGCCAGUGGAUGGUGUUUGCCAACGGCACGCUCGCCAUCGCCCGGGCAGGCCUGGAGGACCGUGGGCAGUACCUGUGCACCGCAGCCAACCCACACGGCACGGCACGACUCCUGGUCACCUUGUCAGUAGUGGCCUACCCACCCCGCAUCACCGGUGGCAGGUGGCAGCUCCUCACCGCUCACUCCGGAAAGCCAGUGGCACUCAAGUGCAGAGCUGAGGGCAGGCCGCCUCCCACCGUCUUGUGGGUUCUGGCAAAUAAAACGCACAUCUCCGACUCUUCUCCAGGAAACGACAAAGUUCAUGUGGAACCAGAUGGCACUUUAAUUAUCGAGGCAGUCACUGUUUACGACAGGGGCCUCUACACGUGUGUGGCUAAAAACCCAGCGGGCACCGACACGCUGGUUGUAAAACUGCAGGUCAUUGCGGCACCUCCCGCUAUUCUGGAAGAGAAGAGACAACGUGUUGAAGGAACGAUGGGGGAAAACAUGCAGCUCCCUUGCACCGUGAAAGGAAAUCCUCAGCCCACUGUCCACUGGGUCCUCUUUGAUGGCACAGUGGUGAAGCCUCUGCAGUUUGUAAAUGGAAAGCUGUUCCUGUUCUCCAACGGUACCCUCCACCUCAACAACAUCAUUCCUUCUGACAGCGGGAAUUACGAAUGCAUAGCCACAAGCUCGACUGGCUCGGAAAGGAGGGUGGUGAGCCUCGUGGUAGAACACAGGGAUACACUUCCAAAAAUAGCUACUGCCUCUCAAGGAAUGACUCAGUUGAAUUUUGGGGAUAAGUUGCUUCUGAACUGCACGGCAACUGGGGAGCCAAAACCCAGGAUCAUCUGGAGGUUACCUUCCAAGGCAGUUGUUGACCAGUGGCACAGAAUGGGAAGUCGAAUCCAUGUCUACCCCAAUGGAUCCUUGGUUAUUGAAGCAGUUACUGAAAAGGAUGCAGGUGACUAUUUGUGUGUCGCAAGAAACAAAAUUGGAGAUGAUCUUAUACUGAUGAAAGUCAGGAUCACAAUGAAACCAGCCAAGAUUGACCAGAAACAGCAUUUCAAGAAACUGGUGCCAUAUGGAAAAGAUUUCAAAGUGGAUUGCAAAGCCUCUGGGUCACCCACACCAGAAAUAUCCUGGAGUUUGCCAGAUGGGACGGUGAUCAAUAACGCGAUGCUGGCAGAUGACAGCGGACACAGGUCUCGCAGAUACAUCCUCUUUGACAAUGGAACUCUGUAUCUCAACAAAGCUGGAAUAACAGAAGGAGGAGAUUACACCUGCUAUGCUCAAAACACACUGGGAAGAGAUGAAAUGAAGAUCCAUGUCACGGUCGUCAUGGCAGCCCCUCAAAUAAAGCACAAUUACAAGACUUACAUGAAAGUGAAAGCUGGAGAUACAGCAUUACUGGACUGUGAAGCUGCUGGAGAACCCAAACCAAAAAUAUUCUGGUUGCUUCCUUCUAGUGACAUGAUCUCCUCGUCAACAGCCAGAUACUUCCUGCAUGUUAAUGGUUCUCUAUCAGUCGGUCAAGUCAAACUGUUAGAUGCCGGGGAGUACAUGUGCGUCGCUCGUAAUCCUGGAGGGGAUGAUACAAAAUUGUAUAAGCUGGAUGUUGUUGCUAAACCCCCUAUCAUAAAUGGUUUAUAUGUGAACAAAACAAUCAUGACAGUGACGGCAGUGAGGCAUUCAAAGAAACACAUUGACUGUAGGGCAGAAGGGAACCCCCCGCCUCAGAUUAUGUGGAUCAUGCCUGAUAAUAUUUUCCUAACAGCUCCGUAUUAUGGGAGCAGGAUUGUAGUACACCAAAACGGGACACUUGAGAUUCGCAACGUAAGGCCUUCUGACACAGCAGCAUUUAUCUGUGUGGCACGUAAUGAUGGGGGGGAGAGUAUGUUGGUGGUGCAGCUGGAGGUGUUAGAAAUGCUAAGGCGACCGAUCUUUAAAAAUCCAUUCAAUGAGAAAAUAAUAGCAACACCUGGAAAACCUACAACACUGAAUUGUUCUGUGGAUGGCAACCCUCCCCCUGACAUAAGCUGGAUGUUGCCUAAUGGCACGUGGUAUUCCAGUGGCAUCAAGACUUCCCAGUUUCUCACGGAUAGCGGUGGUACCCUUACCAUCUACAAUCCCGACAAAGACAAAGCAGGAAAGUACCGCUGUGCUGCCAGGAAUAAAGUUGGUUACAUUGAGAAGCUGCUCCUCGUGGAGGUUGGCCAGAAGCCCACUAUUCUCACGCACCCCAAGGGGCCAGUGAAGGGCGUUAGUGGGGAGCCACUAUCGCUUCACUGCCUGUCUGACGGGAGUCCCCCACCAAGCACGGUGUGGACGCUGCCGGGUGGCUCCGUGCUGGAUCGGCCGCAGAUCAAUAGGAAAUACCUGCUGCUGGAAAACGGCACUCUGGUCAUACGGGAAGCCACCAUUCACGACCGAGGAAAUUACAUGUGUAAGGCCCACAAUAACGCUGGAGAAUCCUCUAUAAGCGUUCCUGUCGUUAUUAUAGCCUAUGCCCCAAGGAUUACAGGCAGGCCACCGCAGACCAUACACACGAUGCCUGGUGCUGCGGUUCAGCUCCACUGCAUAGCGCUUGGAAUACCAAAGCCAGAAAUUACCUGGGAACUCCCUGACCACUCGGUACUCUCUACAGGUAACCAAGACCGAGCAUUUGGAAGCAAACUGCUUCAUCCCUCGGGAACGUUACUCAUCCAGAAUCCCCGACCCUCAGAUUCUGGCACAUACAAGUGCACAGCGAAGAACCAUCUUGGCAGUGAUUUCACAGUAACAUACGUUCACAUCAUUUGAAAUAAGAAAUACGGCAUAAAUGAUGGUUAACAAAGUCUACAGCUGGACUGAGUUUAUUCUUGGAAUAAGUUUAAUCAAAGGCAGCCAUAGGCAUGUAAGUGCCUGAAUUCAUUCAGAGUAUUCAGACUGCAAUGACAGUGCAAAAAAAGAGAGGAAGGGCUUAGGAAGAUUAGAACUAGGAUUAUUAUCUAGCAGUGGUUCUUUCAGUGAUUAAAUGGACUUAAAAACAAACUUCAGGCACUUUUGCUUUGCCAGCAAACAUUGAAUAUCAAAUAAAACUACUUUCUAGAAACUUACGUAGAAGUCUGCAGUAAAGGAGAGACGUUUUCGUAUUGGUUUAAUGUUGUCCACCUUGCGUGACUCACGAGCGUGGAUGCAUAAAGCAAGAGCACCUGAGAACCAAAGAGCAGAUUUUUUUGUAAUGCAGAUUACCUUAAUAUGUCUGAAUAUUUAGUAUGUUUUUUUUAAUAAACA
This is a messenger RNA of Cuculus canorus (common cuckoo), 8666 nucleotides long. RefSeq names its product immunoglobulin superfamily member 10 (gene IGSF10). Gene Ontology annotation, cellular component: extracellular region. The record is from RefSeq and is a predicted model, not a curated record. Bases 276 to 8192 code for a protein of 2638 amino acids. NCBI's taxonomy places the organism in Eukaryota, Metazoa, Chordata, Aves, Cuculiformes, Cuculidae. Gene Ontology annotation, molecular function: protein binding. The transcript has 7 exons.